Python bivittatus (Burmese python) is the source of this 1284-nucleotide messenger RNA. Lineage: Eukaryota; Metazoa; Chordata; Lepidosauria; Squamata; Pythonidae. The record is from RefSeq and is a predicted model, not a curated record.
AUGCCUGGGUCAGGAGGGGAUCGUGCCCAGCAGCUGGAAGUGCAGCAGAUCUCUCCACGGACACCCUUCUGCCGCCAGCCUCAAGAAGAAACAGGACCGCCUGGCCGCCGGCACGCGGCUCCUCCCCCGGCGCCAUUCGGAGGAGUAACGCUCGGAAUCUCGCAGAGCCUCUCCGUUGCGACAGGAACGCGGGCCCCGCGUGAGCGCAGCCCGAGAUACGACCGACAGGAGACGGAGCAAGCAAGAGCAGAGCAAGAAGAAGAAUUUAUCAGUAAUACUCUGUUUAAGAAGAUUCAAGCUUUGCAGAAGGAGAAGGAGACGUUGGCAGUGAAUUAUGAAAAGGAGGAGGAAUUUCUCACUAAUGAACUUUCAAGGAAGCUGAUGCAGCUACAGCAUGAGAAGGCAGAACUCGAGCAGCAUCUGGAGCAGGAGCAGGAGUUCCAAGUGAACAAGUUGAUGAAGAAAAUAAAAAAACUGGAAAAUGACACCAUUUCAAAGCAGCUAACUCUGGAACAGCUAAGACGUGAGAAGAUUGAUCUUGAAAACACACUUGAACAAGAACAGGAAGCCCUCGUGAAUCGUCUCUGGAAGAGGAUGGAUAAACUUGAAGCAGAAAAAAGAAUUCUCCAGGAGAAAUUGGACCAGCCGGUGUCUGCUCCUCCAUCGCCAAGGGACAUAUCAAUGGAAAUAGAUUCUCCAGAAAAUAUGAUGCGGCAUAUCAGGUUUCUGAAGAAUGAGGUAGAAAGGUUAAAGAAACAGCUCCGAGCAGCGCAGCUACAGCAUUCAGAGAAGAUGGCCCAGUACUUGGAGGAAGAACGUCACAUGAGAGAAGAGAACUUGAGGCUCCAAAGAAAAUUGCAGAGGGAGAUGGAGCGAAGGGAAGCCUUGUGCAGGCAGCUGUCCGAAAGUGAAUCCAGUUUGGAAAUGGACGAUGAAAGAUAUUUUAACGAAAUGUCUGCGCAAGGAUUAAGACCUCGCACUGUGUCAAGUCCAAUUCCAUACACACCUUCUCCAAGUUCCAGCAGACCCAUCUCACCAGGUCUCUCGUAUGCAAGUCACACCGUUGGCUUUACUCCCCCGACUUCACUCACCAGAGCUGGCAUGUCUUACUAUAACUCUCCAGGCCUUCACGUGCAGCAUAUGGGGCCAUCCCACAGCAUUACAUGUGGCCUGAGCUGCAGCCAGAAGAUCCCACGGUCCCUGUUCUCAGUGGGUCUCCCGGAAUCAGCUGCCCUGGACAGCUACUCAGCCCUUUUCACUCCCCUUCAGGUUACCUUACUCUGA